This is a messenger RNA of Styela clava, 3068 nucleotides long. NCBI's taxonomy places the organism in Eukaryota, Metazoa, Chordata, Ascidiacea, Stolidobranchia, Styelidae. The record is from RefSeq and is a predicted model, not a curated record.
UUUAUUUCUAAAGAUUAGGAUUUUUAUCCUGGUAUCAAAAACAGCAGACAGACAGCAUGCUCAAGAUAAUCCUACAAUUAGCAACCAUUGUUUAUAUCUGUGCAAGAUGUUCGGGAAUGAAUAAUGGAGUUGCACGUACACCUCCUAUGGGCUGGUUGGCAUGGGAAAGAUUUCGAUGUGUCAUAGAUUGCAAAACAUAUCCUGACUCUUGUAUAAGUGAAAAGCUCUUCACAGACAUGGCAGACAGGUUGGUGGAAGAUGGUUGGAAGGAUGUUGGAUAUAAACUUGUCAAUAUAGAUGAUUGUUGGUCGUCUAAGCAAAGAAAUGACGUAAAUGAAUUGGAGCCUGAUCCUGAGAGAUUUCCAUCUGGAAUUCCAUAUCUAGCAAAUUAUAUGCAUAUGAGGGGAUUGAAGUUAGGUAUUUAUGGUGAUUAUGGUACUCUCACUUGUGGUGGUUACCCGGGAUCUAUGGGUUAUGAAAAAGUUGAUGCUCAAACGUUUGCAAGAUGGGGUGUCGAUAUGUUGAAGUUUGAUGGCUGCUAUUCAAAUUCAACUCAGCAAGAGAUUGGUUAUCCUCUCAUGAGUAAAGAAUUAAAUAUGACUGGUCGUCAUAUGAUAUACUCUUGUAGUUGGCCUGCCUACCAAGGUGGUUUGCCUCCUAAGGUUGAUUACAAACUUCUAGGAGAAAUUUGCAAUCUCUGGCGAAAUUAUGGUGACAUUCAGGAUUCUUUUGAGUCAGUAAUGACGAUUAUAAAUUGGUGGGGCGAUAAUCAAGAUGUUCUUAUACCUGCUGCCGGACCUGGAAUGUGGAACGAUCCAGAUAUGUUAAUUGGUGGUGACUUUUCCCUUAGUUAUGAUGAAGCUAGACUUCAGUUUGGAAUGUGGGCGAUUAUAGCUGCACCAUUGUUUAUUUCUGUCGACCUACGUACAAUGGAUCCAAAAUUUAGAAGCAUCUUGCAAAAUGAACAGGUUAUAUCUGUGAAUCAGGAUCCUCUUGGUAUUCAGGGUCGAAGAGUGAAAAUGGAUAAAACUAAUGUACAGCUCUGGGUGAGACCUUUGGUUGGCGAAGAGCAGGCUAUAGCAAUAUUUAGCACAAGAACAGAUGGUGUUCCAUAUGAAUACUACUUCACAUUGUCAGAUCUUGGUAUUCAAAAGCCAGCUUCUGAGUACUUGAUGACGGAUAUUUUAGAUGGAACAGAGCAAAAAGUUGUUGAAUAUACUGACACAUUAUCAGCUGACGUUAAUCCAAACGGGAUUAGAAUGUUCCGUGCUAUUCCGUUAAAGUGAAAUUCUUGACCGCUUCAUAUUAAGAUUGUAUAUUAGAAAAUGUGGAUGACCAAAACUAAUCGCUUGAAUCGAUUCAAAAUUAUUUGUUAUUAAUAAUUGAGAAAUGUUUCAUUUCAAAAAUUUGCUUCAUUUAUUGUUUGAAACCAUUAAAAAUAAAGCAUUGAUCAAAUCACUGUUUUUCUUAAAUUCCAAAUCCAACCCAUUGACUUUGAAAGGAAAUUUGCUUAAAGCGUAUUUCACACGCACUCACUCAGAAAUAAAAGACAUUGAUCUCUGAGCGAAAUUACCGACAAUCACAAGUGCCAAUAGCUACUGAGUACUGAGGCUAAAAAGAAUUACAGUGUAGAAUCGUGCAUUAGUGAAUACUCAUUCCCAUAAGACUUACAACAGUUGGUGUCGAUUCCACAUAACUGAAUUUUCUUAGAAAAUAUUUUAAUACCCAAAAAAAAGGCAAGUGCCCAAAUAAACUUUGAUUUUUUCAGUAUUGUGCAAUACUAAAAUAUUUUUCAUGCGAGUAAUUAUAAGUUCAUGCAACAUGCUUUGAAAUUGUCUAUUUCAAUGUUCUUCGUUAGUUCUGCAUUGUUCAACUGUAUCUAAAAGUGUAGUUGAAUUUAAUCUGUACUGGAAUCCUAUUUUUGAUUCUCCGCUGUUCAAACAUAUGUUAUAUUGCAGGUAUUUACAGCUCAAAUUGUAGUUAUUGUUAUUAUUUCGUAGUUUUCCAAUAUUCGUUCAAGGUCAAGAAUAUUUGGAAUGAUGAAAUUGCAGGUUUCGCAACAAUAUCAAAAUCACGAUGUCAUAAAAUUUGCAAAAUUUUUUUGAUUUGCCAUUUGUUGCUAGUUGUGUUACCUUUUUAUAUUAUUUGAGUAGGUUUAGAUAUUUGAGACAAGAGGAACACUAAAUUGUAUAACUAUGGAUUUUCCUAGUUAAAUAUUAACAAUGUGGAUCACAUGAGGAUUUUAGGACAAAUAAGUGGCACAAGCUGAUACCAACUAAUGCUUUUAUAGCUUAUAUUGUAUUUAUUAGUAAUUACGGUAUUUAUACAAAUAUAUAUUUGUAUUUUUCAAAGGGACUGUCAUAUUACUGUUACAGAUUAUAAAAACUGACUAUUGCUAUCAGUUGAGUGCAAUUUGGACUCGCCGUCAUUUGUUAUAAAAAUGUUUUUAUGAAGUCUGUAGUGAAUCAAGUAUGGUUUGUGUUAUGUUCAUGUGAAGUAUGACAGUUUGAAGCAUAUGUCAAGGAUGUCAUUACUGAAUUUGAUACAUUUUUGUUGUUCAUUUCUAUCGAAGUGUAUUUAUUUUUAAAAUAAUAAGAGUUUGCUUACAGCAAUAAAAUUUUACUUUCAAGUAGAAUUUAUAGAAUCCUUGUAAUGGAAUAAGUAAAUUUUGCUCUGUCAUUUUUAAACUCGAUUUAGGUUAGUUAUUAUACUUGUUGCCUGGUUUAUUUAAAUCAAAAUUAUAGUACAAAUGCCUAAUUUCUUAUCCAUAAGCUCAAAUCAGAAAACAUUGAUAGAUUCGUUUCUAAACCAUUGUCAUUCAUUUUUGUUUCUCAAUUUUUUUGCUUUUGAGAGUGGUCUAAUGCAGCAAAAUUAUUAUUCAUUUAAAUUACAGUAAAAAAAUUCUAGGUAUCCGUAUUAGAAAAAAAAACAACUUUAGAAUGAUAAACUUUCAGAAUUAUGUAACACCAAUUUUAUGCAAUUGAUUUUUGUAUUCGAUUUAUUGCUAGUUAUAUUUUGCAGUAUGACAUAUGGGAAUAAUAAAAAAAAUUUUGAUUUUCAUAUUAAGA